CUUCCAAAAUUAUCUGUAGAUAUGUUCAAGGAAUCCAAAGAGGAUUUACGCAUAGAAGUUUUAAAGGUGAGUUUAAAAAAAUUUUUGAGAACAAGUUUCGCAAUGGACUUAUCAACAAUUUUUCAGGAUCAGCGACAGAAUCGGAAAUUAUUAGUCAAUUACGAAGAAACGACUCUAUCACAGAAUCAAAGGAGGCAGAUCAUGUGCGAGAAAAAGUUACGAGACCCUCAGAGGCACAGGAUGAUCAUUUAUACAAACGUCAACAAAGCUAACACCACAGUUGCUUCGGGGUUCGAAGAUUUCUUAUCUAGCGACCAAGAAUCUGACUCAUUUCUUUCAGAUGCACCACUUAACUGUCCAGCCACAUUGGCGGAUGAAGAAGAGAAAAACAACAGACACCGUGAUUCUCAUAAUGUCAACGAAAAGGUGACUAUAUUAACAAACAACUCCUUAACAAUGGAUAAUUGA
Molecule: messenger RNA, 468 nt
Organism: Rhizophagus irregularis DAOM 181602=DAOM 197198
Lineage: Eukaryota; Fungi; Glomeromycota; Glomeromycetes; Glomerales; Glomeraceae
Source: RefSeq, a predicted model, not a curated record